This is a messenger RNA of Chelmon rostratus (copperband butterflyfish), 2044 nucleotides long. RefSeq names its product sperm acrosome associated 4 like (gene spaca4l). Gene Ontology annotation, cellular component: membrane. Bases 90 to 482 code for a protein of 130 amino acids. The record is from RefSeq and is a predicted model, not a curated record. Gene Ontology annotation, molecular function: transmembrane receptor protein serine/threonine kinase activity. Lineage: Eukaryota; Metazoa; Chordata; Actinopteri; Chaetodontiformes; Chaetodontidae. The transcript is spliced from 3 exons.
GCUCGUUGUUUGAUCAGAAAUUAUAACGGUCUGAGUGCUCAGAGGCAGCUUCUGCUCAAAGUCGACUUCGCCACCUUACUCCUUCCAAGAUGAACAGAAUUAUCCUCCAGCUUUUUGCGAUCGGAUUCUGCUUUGCAAUCGGUCAAGCUCUGCAGUGCUACAAGUGCAAAAUUGGCCUGUGGGACCUGUGCAUCACCUCUACAACCACAUGUGAAAGUGGAGAACAAUGCUACAGUGGUGUCGGGACAGCAGUCGGCUUCAUGGAUCUCAAGAUGAAGGGCUGUCUUGCAGUGGCCGAGUGCAACCAGACCAAAGAAGUGAACUUCCCAUCCAGCAGCUCCAACUCCACCGUCUACGUCAUGACUAAGACGUGCUGCGGCACAGACCUGUGUAAUGCUGCUCCCGGUCUGCCCGGGACCUCCAGGCUCAGCCUGACCCUGGCCGCCAUCACUGCUCUGUUUGUGGCCAACGUCCUGGUUUGACAGGAAAUCCAGUGAAUGAUGGAUGACAUAAAGUGCAUACACAAAUAAAAACACACACACACGGGUCUUGUGUUUACUAUCCUUGAGGUGUAUUGCGCUUUUUGAUUUCAUACAUGUGUUUAUAUCAAUUAAAAUCUAAUUCCCUCUCUUCUUUUUGUAUUUUUAUAUUCAUCAGUAAUGUGUUCAGUCCUCAUUUCACUAUAGUGUAAGAGAUAUCAAAAUGUUGAUUGACAGACAAUUUAAGGUGUAAAACAAGUGUGCAACACUGACAUCAAAGAUGAUUCACCACAUGUUUAAAGUGCCCUGCAAUUAACUUUCUCCACUUAAGAGCAGUAUAAAGUUUAGGUCCAGGGCCAUGGAUGUUGAUGUUGACAUGUUGGGCGUUUUACUGUUGGUUUAAAUUGGUUUUAUAGGUUAAUUAGUGGCUUUACAGCUUAAAGGAGUUGUCCAACAUUUUGGAAAUAAUGCUUAUUUGCUUUUUUUUUUGCCAAGAAUUAAGCAAUCCACACCACUCAUUUCUGUAUUUUAAAUGUGAAGCUACAACCAGCAGGUGGUUAUCUUAGCUUAGCAUAAAGACUGGAAAGGAGGGAAACGGCUGACCUGGCUCUGUCUGAAAGUAAAAUAAAAAUAAAUUGCCUAGCAGCACCUUUAAACCUCACUAAUUAUAAUGUGUCAUCGUGUUUAUUCAAUCCAUGCAAGUGAAAAACAACAAGUUGUGUUGUUGCACAGCUUGAAAUGUUUAGGAGCUUUAAAGGUAUUAGCACAUUUUUUUUACCACUGGACAGAGCUAGGCUAGCAGUUUCUCUCUGUCUCCAGUCUUUAUGCUAAGCUGGCUGUCUCCUGGAUGGAACUUUGGGUUUACUAUACACACAUGAAAACAAUAUUUUUCUUAUCCGACUCCAUGAAAGAAGGGGAAUAAUCAUAUUUCUCAAAAUGCUGAGCAAUUCCUUUAAUUUAUUGCCUUUGCUCCACUGUAUUAUCAUUUUAGGGUCAUAAUGUCAAUAUACAGAGAGAUCUCAAAGCUUUAUGAGCAUUUCAUUUAUUGCCAUUUGCUUGGCAUUUGGUUCAUUUUAUUAAUGUGUAGCUAACAUAAUGUCAGUUGUCUCUUGUCUUUUGUCUGGUGCUGUCUGUGAUAAUAUUUCUUUUUGUUUUGUGGGUUUUUCCUGUUGUUUUUUGGCAUAAAUGGCUCAAUCAAGUCUGUGUUGAACUGUGUUUAUUUUUGAUAUGUGUCAAAUCCACAUUGCUCAAAUGUGCAGGGUGGAUGAGGUCAAGCUUUUGUUUAUCUUGCUUGUUUUGAAUGUGUACAUAUCGCGAGAACGUGGUCAAAUUGACCACGUUGUUUGCAGAUACUAAAAUAUGAUUGAGUUUGCAGCAGUUUUAAAUUUGUCAGGGCCGAUCUUAAACCCCUGUUCAACUCAAAUCAUUAAAAUGUGUUAGAUAUUCCUGAAACCAAUGCUUUUGGCAUUAUUUUCCAAAAAAAAAAAAGAAACGUGUUGGCCUGUCUGGUUUUGUUAAAUUGGUUGUAGAAUUUAAGGAAUGCAAUAAAUAUCCAAACUAACCCC